Leptopilina heterotoma is the source of this 1741-nucleotide messenger RNA. RefSeq lists its product as uncharacterized. Lineage: Eukaryota; Metazoa; Arthropoda; Insecta; Hymenoptera; Figitidae. The record is from RefSeq and is a predicted model, not a curated record. The transcript is spliced from 9 exons. The coding region runs from base 168 to 1733 and encodes 521 amino acids.
AUUCUUCAAAAUGUGAACCGUAUUCUAAUUACGUAAACGACUCAAAAUGCUGGGAAGAAGCCAUACUUCUUGCCGGAACAGAAAAAAGUAGAAAGUUCAAAGAUAUUGUAAAAUCCUGCAAUGUUAAGUAUAAAGCGGACGUGUCUUAUGAUGCACUAUACAGUCAUAUGUAUAAAGCCAGAUGCGGUCAAUUGCCUGAACCAAAGGACUUAGCUAGUCUCGGGGAGGAAUUAAAUAAACUAAUUAAAUAUGCAGACGACAGAAGCAAUCAAGAUGACGCAGAAAAAAAUAUAAUACAAACAUAUUUGAGUCGCAUGAAAGCCAGCAAUGAGAAAAUCGCCUUCCUAUUUGGCUCGAAAACUUCACUGUUAAAUGCGAAAACACUCUACAUUGAUAUUGGAUUGACGUUAAAGGUGAAGGAAUCUAAUGUCAACGUAAUUUCAUUUAUGGUGGAAAAGGAGAAAAGAGCCGCUGUUGUAAUGUGCGUCUUAUGCGAGGAUGUAAAUGCAGAGCUUUGUAGGAAAAUUUUGGAAAAAAUUGGAAAUUUAAAGAAAAAUACUAACAUGAAUUCCGACGUUCGAAUGUUGAAAACAUUGGAUGCAAUCGCUAAUGAACAAGAUGAGUCUGAGGGCAUCUUAGAGGAAUCGUUCAAAACCAUUAUUGGACCAUACAAUUUAAUACUCAUAGAAGCAGUGAAAAAAGUAUGGCCAAAUACAAAGUAUUAUUUGUCCCUGCACGAUUUUCAUCAGAUUUUAAAAACGAAAUGGUGCAGCUUGGAAAAUGACAAAUCGAUUCCAAGUAAUUUGUUGGCGAAAUCCUUAGCUCUGCCUUUUUUAGAUGCCCAAGACUUCAAUGUUGGGCUAAAAAUAUUAAUGAAAGACGCCAAAAAACUGAAAGAGAAGAGUUUUUCUGAAUUCGUAUACUUUAUAAAAAAGGAAUUUCAAAAUUUUGAAGAAUUAGUUUGUGUUGCUUCCUCUUCUUCAAGUAGGCGAAACAAUGUCUUCGAAAUCUCUUUACUGAGAUUAGAAAAAAAAAUUACGACCCAAAAAAGUCUCAAAACUCUUUGGACUUUAGUAGAACAUCUGACAUCAUUUCUAAUCGCAGAAGAAGAAAAACUGCAGAAUUUCUUAAAUGGAAAAUUUGUUCGAAAUUUUUCUGCAGUUAAUGAUCUCUUCACAACUAACAAAAUCCAAAUAAAUUCAGAGUCAUUGAGCCUCAAGGCUAAAAUCCGAAAAAUUACAAAGGGUUUAGAGGAUUAUGCUCAUUGUCCGAAAAAUGAACACAGAAAAUUUCAAGGUGGUGGCUUAUCCAUCGCAGAAAUCGCUCCAUUGAUAAUCUACGAAGAAGAAGAUGUAGGAAGAGGCGAAGCACAAUUCAAUGAGACUGUUCUUCCUUCUGCUGAUGACGAGCCUUCUGCUGUUGACGAGCCAUCGACAUCUACAGGCAUUACUGAGAAGACAAGGAGUCGUGGAAGAGGUCGUGGAAAAGGAAGAGGAAAAGUUACAGAAAGCGAGAGAGAAAUGGAUAAAAAAGGAAGAGGAAGACCAAGAGGAAGAGGAAGAGGGAGAGGAAAAGGAAGAGUCAAGAACAUCACAGUUUUUGAUGUAGAAAGUAAAAAGGGAUCAUCACCAUCGAAAUCGUCAUCAUCUUCGUCAUCAUCUUCGUCAUCAUCUUCGUCAUCAUCUUCGUUAUCAACUUCGUCAUCCGUGUCUUCAUGUAGUAGUAAAGAGUAAUUUUUAAG